Messenger RNA from Miscanthus lutarioriparius, 618 nucleotides. The record is from the annotation of a GenBank genome assembly. NCBI's taxonomy places the organism in Eukaryota, Viridiplantae, Streptophyta, Magnoliopsida, Poales, Poaceae.
AUGCUAAAGGACACCAAAGGUGAUGGUAAGGAAUUUAUGAACGAGGUGGCUAGUAUUAGCAGAACUUCUCAUGUCAAUGUUGUGACACUUUUAGGAUUUUGCUUGCAAGGAUCUAAAAGGCCACUUAUUUACGAGUACAUGCUUAAUGGUUCGUUCAAAAGGUAUGCCUUCAACGGCAACAUGAAUAGCGGAAAUUUACUAAGUUGGGAGAAAUUAUUUGACAUAGCAAUUGGCACGGCCAGAGGAAUUGAAUAUCUCCACCGGGGAUGCAACACUCAGAUCGUGCAUUUUGACAUCAAACCACAUAACAUCCUAUUAUAUCAGGAUUUCUGUUCUAAGAUCUCUGACUUUGGAUUGGCCAAGCUAUGCCUUAAUAAAGAGAGUGCUAUCUCCAUUGUUGGUGCAAAAGGGACAAUAGGUUAUAUUGCCCCAGAGGUUUACUCAAAGCAAUUUGGAAUAGUAAGUAGCAAGUCAGAUGUCUAUAGUUAUGGAAUGACGGUCCUUGAGAUGGUUGGAGCAAGGGACAAGAAUACAAGUGCAAAUAGUGAAUCUAGUAGCCAAUAUUUCCCACGGUGGAUUUAUGAACAUUUGGACGACUACUGUAUCAGUGCUUCUUAG